AUGAAUUAAUCAGCUUUCGAAAAGUCACAUGUGCUUUCGAGUAUUAGUGACACUGAGAAGCUGCAAUUCUACAAUAGCACACGAUUAUGGCAUACGAGAUUUAAUUACCAGCUAUUCGAUACUGAAGAACUCAAGAGUGUGCACUUUGAGGAUAAUAAAAAGUUUAUCACUAUAAUCAAAUCCAUUUAAAAUUUCAAUAAAGAAAUCUAAGCAUCUUUGAAAUAAGGUAGAAUAAUUCCAACAAUGCCUACUCGUUAUAAUUUUUACUAAAAUAUUGUAAAUUUAUUAAGAGAAGCAGCAAUCGCAAAAGGAAGGGAUUCUUAGUUGAUAUUUCUGGAAAAGGUGUAUGGUUUUUUUGUGUAGAACAACAGGGAAGUCAUAAAGACACAAGAGAAGGAUGUAGGUAACAUAGCUUCGAGUGAUGAUGCUAGAUUUAUAAAUUAGGAUUAGUCAAUGCCUUUGCCUAGUAAAUUAAUUGAUGAUCAACUUAGGGAUUAUAGGGAGAAGAACAGAACCAUGCAUACGAAUUGUGAUCCACCACAAUUGAGGUACUUGAAGUUAUUAGUCAUUAGAUUAAAGUAAUAUAAAAGAAGACAAUUUAAUCAAUUAAACAACAUUGUGCCUCAAAUUCAAUUAAAGAGCACCUUUCCUAAAGUGAUCUCGUAAAACCAAAAAGAAUAGGAUGAGAAUCUGCAAUAGAGUUAGGAUUAAACAGAGGGUGAGAUUGUUAUAGAUGGAGACUUAUUGGGGAAUGAAGAGCAGACUGAAGAUAAGAAGAAAAUACUUAUAAAUAUGGUACCCAAGAUCAAAGUAUUUUAAAAAGAUGAUGUUAAUUUAGAAUUUAAAGAUUUAAAUAAAUAGUUUGAGAAUAAGUAAAACUAUUAGUUAUAUUAACCAUCGAAUCAGGAAAUCGAAUUGAAUCUAUAAAAUAGAUGGAUCUAAUUUAGAUAGAAGGAAGCAGCAGAGAAAAAAAUGGAUGAAGAGAUUGUUAAUUCUAUGAAUGUUUGGUCUAAGAACAAAGCCAGAAUAGAAAAGGAGAUUGAUCGCAGAAUAGAUUCACAAUAUUAUGGUAGUAGAUAUGCAGAAGUCGAUAAAAGAAGAGCAUUAUCUCUUGGAUUGUAAAAUUAGUAAGACUCUAAAGUAAUCAAUCUAAAGCCAUUACCUAUUAUUGUAUAAUCACAAAAUAGAUAAUAUGACUCGGCUGUUGAUACUUCAUUUUUGGAGAAUAAAGCAUCUGCUUAAAGAGUGGUAAAUGCUAAGAGAGCAUACAAAGAUCUAUUGAAUCUAAGUGCCACAGAUACUUAACUUGAUGAAUAACCAUCAUCAUUGUCCAUUUAUGCAACAAAACUUAGAUCUAAUUCACUCCAUAGCAAAUUCUCUCAAUUAUUAUAGAGAAAUAGUCCAAAAAUAGUGAAUGAUUAAAAUUUAUAGGAAGUUUUGGAUAUCAAAAAUAGAUUUGCAAAACACAAAAUUCCCAUUUAAAUCGACUCUCUAUUGGCUGGGAUUAUGGUACCUACUUAUCAAGAGGACUUCAACACUAAACUAAUGGAUGUUGGACAAUCCAUGUUAGUUAAUCCUUUCGAGGAGAAGAAGGGCAAAAAGAAGAAGAAGAAAAAAGAAUGA
Paramecium tetraurelia is the source of this 1623-nucleotide messenger RNA. RefSeq lists its product as uncharacterized. The transcript is spliced from 2 exons. Lineage: Eukaryota; Ciliophora; Oligohymenophorea; Peniculida; Parameciidae. The record is from RefSeq and is a predicted model, not a curated record.